Messenger RNA from Puntigrus tetrazona (Sumatra barb), 1191 nucleotides. RefSeq names its product S-antigen; retina and pineal gland (arrestin) a (gene saga). Bases 19 to 1191 code for a protein of 390 amino acids. The record is from RefSeq and is a predicted model, not a curated record. Gene Ontology annotation, molecular function: G protein-coupled receptor binding. The transcript has 15 exons. Gene Ontology annotation, biological process: signal transduction; G protein-coupled receptor internalization. Gene Ontology annotation, cellular component: photoreceptor outer segment; photoreceptor inner segment. Lineage: Eukaryota; Metazoa; Chordata; Actinopteri; Cypriniformes; Cyprinidae.
UCAAGUUUCUAAACAACUAUGAGCCCAAAACAUAUCGUCUUCAAGAAAAUAUCCAAGGACAAGUCGGUGGGUGUGUAUAUGGGGAAGAGAGACUUUAUUGACCAUGUUGACUCUGUGGAUCCAGUGGAUGGUGUCCUUCUCAUUGACCCUGAACAGCUUAAGGGGAAAAAAGCAUAUGUCACUUUGUCCUGCACAUUCAGAUAUGGAGGUGAUGACAUGGAUGUGCUGGGCAUAGCAUUUAGACGAGAGAUCUACAUAUCCACCCGGCAGAUCUACCCUGCACUACAGGACAAAGAGCAGGGCAUUCUCACCAAGGUGCAGGAUAAACUACUGCGUAAACUUGGUAUCAAUGCCUACCCAUUUUUCUUUGAAUUCCCUGACAACUUACCCUGUUCAGUAGGACUACAGCCAGGCCCAAAAGAUGUUGGAAAGCACUGUGCUGUUGAGUUUGAGAUAAAAGCUUUCUGUGCUGAAAGCCAGGAUGCCAAAGUUCGCAAACGGAGCUCAGUACGUUUGAUGAUCCGUAAGGUCCAGUACGCUCCAGACAAUCUAGGACCAGCUCCCUGUGUGGAGACCACUCGUGACUUUCUCAUGUCUGAUAAACCAUUACACAUGGAGGCAAGCUUAGAGAAGCAGACUUAUUAUCAUGGGGAAACGAUCAAUGUAAGGGUCAAAAUUAGUAAUGACUCCAACAAAAAUGUGAGGAACAUCAUUAUUACUGUGGAACAAAUUGCCAAUGUGGUGCUGUACUGCAAUGACAGUUAUAUGAAGGCAGUUGCCACAGAGGACUCUGGGGACUCUGUUGAUUCUGGUGCCAAACUGGAUAAAGUCUACACUGUGCUCCCUCUACUGGCCAAUAACAGAGAAAGGAGAGGUAUUGCACUGGAUGGAAAAUUAAAACAUGAAGACACCAAUUUAGCCUCUUCAAGCAUCAUCAAAGAAGGUGUUCUGAAGGAAGUUCUGGGAAUCAUGGUGUCUUACAGAAUUGUUGUGAAGCUUAUUGUUGGAGGAAUUAUGGGAUCCAGUGAAGUUGGGGUGGAGCUGCCUUUCCAGCUUAUGCACCCGAAGCCUGACACAGCGAAAGAAAGUGAACAGGAAGAAGAAGUGGUUUUCGAGGAGUUUAAGCGCACCAACUUGAAGGGCAUGGCUGAGGAUGAGGAUGAGGGGAACGUAUCACCUGGCGAACACUGA